AUGAAUGCCGCGAUUGCACCGAUCACUGCCACAACAGCAACCGCAGCCCCGAUACCAAUGCCAGCCUUCGCCCCACCAGACAGCGUCGAUCCAGCAGCCGCCGUGGUCGAUCCCGACGCACUACUUGAGGUCGUGCUACUUGUUGAAGACUUCUGCGACUGCCUAGAAGACGCAGCUGGCGAACUACCAGAAGUCGAUCCUCCAAUGCCCACAAGAUUGUUCGUGCUCGUCGCUCUCGACGCACUCGAUAUCGUUGAAUUGGUCGUCGGAAAGAUUGCCGUCGGGAUCGCUGCUGUGCUAGGGUAA
Molecule: messenger RNA, 306 nt
Organism: Grosmannia clavigera kw1407
Lineage: Eukaryota; Fungi; Ascomycota; Sordariomycetes; Ophiostomatales; Ophiostomataceae
Exons: 2
Coding region: 1-306 (101 amino acids)
Source: RefSeq, a predicted model, not a curated record